Trachymyrmex septentrionalis is the source of this 2096-nucleotide messenger RNA. RefSeq names its product transcription initiation factor IIA subunit 1 (gene TfIIA-L). The record is from RefSeq and is a predicted model, not a curated record. NCBI's taxonomy places the organism in Eukaryota, Metazoa, Arthropoda, Insecta, Hymenoptera, Formicidae. Bases 294 to 1415 code for a protein of 373 amino acids. Gene Ontology annotation, biological process: transcription by RNA polymerase II; transcription initiation at RNA polymerase II promoter. Gene Ontology annotation, cellular component: transcription factor TFIIA complex. The transcript is spliced from 7 exons.
GUUGCCGACCAUUGUCGACGGUGUUCGUGCGGUAUUCAUUCGUGCCUUCGUGGACGGAGCGUGGAAUAGAGCGAGGCAGAUCGUUGCCGUGCGCUUUGCAUUUUGCUUUCACGAGUACCGAUCGACGCGAGGAUUCCGAAAUCUUCUUCCCCUCGUCUCUCAACGAUGCAUCGGUGUGGCUUCUGAAAGUUCUGUAACGACGCGGAUAGGAUAACAUCCUCGCGGAUCGUCGGUGUUUUGCUUCCCUUCCCGGUCGGGCGUGCAUCCACGCCGAUCGUGCGUAUCGCGCCACGAUGGCUCUCAGCCAAACCAGCGUGCUGAAAUUGUACAACACUGUGAUAGAAGAUGUAAUAUCGGGAGUACGAGAGUCAUUUAUAGACGAAGGUGUAGAUGAGCAGGUUUUACUAGAGCUCAAGCAAAUAUGGGAAGGAAAACUAAUGGCCAGCAAGGCCGUGGAAUUAAAUCCAGAUCCACCAGAGCCGCAAGUUCCUCAAAUCAAUACGCACAAAGCUGUGUCUGUCAAUAAAGCUAAUGUAGGAAAUCAUUUUGUACAACCAUCUGCUGGAAAUACAGUACCGCAAACGCAACCUCAACAACAAUCGCAACAGCAACAACAGCAGCAAGUACAAGCACAGCCACAGCAACCCUCGCAACCUCAACAACACACGCAUCCUUCCACGGGAACAACAUUGCAGCAACAGCAGCAACAUUCGACAACGCCGUCGGUGCAACAAAUGACCGCUUCAGCUGUGCUUAAUCGACAAGUACCCAUACAAAUCACCUUACCUCCACAAGCUGGCGUGCCGGAUGGACCACAACGUAUUUUAAGCAUACAAGUUCCUGCAUCUGCUCUUCAAGCAAACCAGCUGCAUACAAUUUUAACAGGUCCGGUAAUUUCCGCCGCUAUGGGUCUUCCAGCAAAUUUAGCUUCAACUUUGUUGCAACAGCAUGUGAAUUCUACACUGCAAGGACAAGCAGCAUUAACUCCAUUACAAGUGAAUCAGCCUCUUCAAGUGGUUACACAAAGUACAAACAGUGUCGUUACACAAAGGCCACCUCAAAAUCAGCAGCAAAAUAAUAUAAAUCAGUUAGAUGGAGGAGUCGGUGAUUCUACUGACGAUGACGAUGAAGAGGAAGAAGAGGAUAACGAUGAUGAUGAUGAGGAUAUGGAUGAGAAAGAGGAGGAAGAAAAUGAUGAGGCUGCGGCUCGUGAAGAGGACCCCCUUAAUUCCGAAGAUGAUGUUACGGAUGACGAUCCUGCUGAUCUCUUCGACACCGAUAAUGUAGUCGUCUGCCAGUACGAUAAGAUUACAAGGAGUCGGAAUAAAUGGAAAUUUUAUUUGAAGGACGGUAUAAUGAAUCUGUCUGGAAAAGAUUAUGUGUUCCAAAAAGCAAAUGGGGACGCUGAAUGGUAACUCUUAAGUGCGUUGUGAAUAUCGUGUUGCCCACAGUAAGCUCGACUCAGGGACACUGCGUAUAAAGGCAACUUGAUGAUUGUGUUCACAUGAAAUCGCGUUAUGACAGAUAACGAUAAUCUCUACGAUAAUUCUUCUAUCGAUUGCGUGAUGCUGCCGCAGACAAGAAAACAACAGUAUAGGGAAACAAUGAUGAACACGUUAUUAGAAAUAUCAUAUUAUUAAUUUUGUGUUAUAUUUUUAGCCCUCUGAAUAGCAGGAUAUUCGAGAUAUUUAGACACGCCAAUUCUACUUGUUGAAACUAAAUAAGUCACAAACGUUAAAAAUAUAUUAGGUUUUAUUUUUUUAUUCUGUUGCUAUUAAGCAGUCUUGAAUAUUCUAUAUUAAUAUAUUGAUUACAUUUUUCCUUCGAAUUACAUUUUUUUAAAUUUAGGAAAAUUCAAUACCGAAAGUCAAGAGGAGCAUAGGGGGCUAAUACAUACGAUUUUUAUCAGGCAAACGUUACUUUUCAGUUACUUUGUCAUUACUUUCUAUAGUAAACAAUUUGAUGACGACGUUGUAAUUUUUUAUGACAGUAAUGCUAACUAACUAAAUACUAAGGUUGUGCUAUGAUUAGAAAAAUCAUUUUUAAAAGUGAUUUACGUGUUACUAAAAAAUCAUUAUGUGUUACUAAAAAAAAAC